This is a messenger RNA of Naegleria gruberi, 471 nucleotides long. RefSeq lists its product as uncharacterized. The transcript has a single exon. Gene Ontology annotation, biological process: spindle pole body duplication. NCBI's taxonomy places the organism in Eukaryota, Heterolobosea, Eutetramitea, Acrasida, Naegleriidae. The coding region runs from base 1 to 471 and encodes 156 amino acids. Gene Ontology annotation, molecular function: microtubule binding; calcium ion binding. Gene Ontology annotation, cellular component: microtubule organizing center. The record is from RefSeq and is a predicted model, not a curated record.
AUGAAAUUAAGUGAUGAACAAAAACAAGAAAUUAAAGAGGCUUUUGAUUUAUUUGAUACAGAUAAGGAUGGACAACUUGAUGCUCAUGAAUUUAAAGUUGCUAUGAGAGCUUUGGGAUUUGAUGUUAAAAAGGAGGAAGUUCUCCGAUUAAUUAGGGAAAAUCUUGAUGAACGACCUCUCGAUGAUUCUUAUCCAAUGCUGAUAAGUGCCGAUUCAUUCAUGCAAGUAAUGACAGAUAAGAUUUUAGAAAGAGAUCCACUGGAGGAAAUUAGAAAAGCAUUUAAAUUGUUUGAUGAGGAUGGAACUGGAAAAAUCAGUGUUAAAAACCUGAAAAAGAUUGCAAGAGAAAUUGGAGAAAGUAUGAGUGAAGAGGAAUUACAAGCCAUGAUUGAUGAAUUUGAUUUGGACAGAGAUGGUGAAAUUAAUGAGAAUGAAUUUAUUGCCAUCAUGAGUAACAAUGAAGAUUAUUAA